AUGGAAGGGAUAACAUUAUGGUGUGUCGCUCAUCCGGUGCGCAGAAAUCAGAGUAGUGGGGGAACGGACCACUUACGUCAUCAUCGGCUAUUUUCGAAGCAAUUCGGGAAGAAAUAUGUUCAAAACAUUUUGAACCAUCAUCCUUUACAAAGUCCUUACAGCAGAAACUGUUGCAGUACUCACCUAAAAGUUACCGAAAAGUACAAAGUGAUGCAAUUCCUACAUUGCAUUUAUUUCCUGAGUUACAAGACACAUCCAGUACUUCAUUUUACGAAAGAUUCAUCGUCAUAUAUCGAAAAUACUACUGACACAUCCGCUGCUGCAGUUGCUACAUCUAGUACUUUAUUUGAUUCUACGUACGAAAAUAAAUAA
Molecule: messenger RNA, 372 nt
Organism: Acromyrmex echinatior (Panamanian leafcutter ant)
Lineage: Eukaryota; Metazoa; Arthropoda; Insecta; Hymenoptera; Formicidae
Source: RefSeq, a predicted model, not a curated record